CCUUUGUCAAUGCCGCCGAUCAGGAAACCGGGUUGCUUGUCUCCGACUCCCUUGAUUUGACGGCGGUGGUCCUUGCCCUUUGAUUUUGGAAGAUCUCGCCGAACCCCCAAAAGAGGGAAGCUGGAUUUCGGAAUCCCAGGACCAUUAUUUAAUCGAAACCUAACUUCCGAGAAAAUGAAUAAAAUAAAGAAGAGGGAGAUUUGAGAUUUCCCCUGAAAGCGAAAGAAUCGGGGAGAUCUUGGAUUUCGGCCUUCUCUUUCCACGAUCUUGUCUGUAAAGAAAGAUGCGAGACGCUGACGCGCUGUUAUUGCAAUGACAACUCUCGACAGGGUAUAUAAAGCGAGGUCACGACUGUGUCCUUAGGCCGUGCUUCGAAGAGAAGGGUAAUCGAAAGGGAGACGGAAAAUAACAGCAAAAGGAAGAGCACGAGUUUCGCUUCAGCUCUUUCUACCGGCGCUUCUUCAGCAAGUGGUAUGGCGAGCAACGGCUUGGUCUCGCCGCGGAGGAGGUCGUCGGACCAGUUUGACGGCAGCGACCCGUCUCCGUGCGGUUCCGAGGAGGUCCACGUCCUCGCCGUCGACGACAGCCUCGUCGAUCGGAAAGUCAUCGAGCGCUUGCUUAAGAUCACUUCCUGCAAAGUGACAGCAGUGGAUAGUGGACUCAGAGCCCUUCGAUAUCUUGGUCUGGAUGAGGAGAAAACGGCUGGAGAUUUUAACGGGUUGAAGGUGGAUAUGAUAAUUACCGACUAUUGUAUGCCCGGAAUGACUGGUUACGAGCUCCUCAAGAAAAUCAAGGAGUCCUCUGCUCUGAGGGAAAUUCCGGUGGUGAUCAUGUCGUCCGAGAACGUCUUGGCGCGAAUCGACAGGUGUAUGGAGGAAGGUGCGGAGGAUUUCAUCGUGAAGCCGGUGAAGCUGUCGGACGUGAAGCGGUUGAGGGAUUUCAUGACGAGAGACGUCGGAGAUGGAACGAGCAGCGACGGGGGAGGCACGACCCACAAGAGGAAGCUGCGAGAGAGCUUCCACGAGUCUCCACCCUCGUCGACCGUCUCUUGCGCGUCGUCUUCGGCCCCGGCGGCAUCCACCACGCGGUCUCGGUCACCGUCACCGUCACCGUCGGUUUCUUCGUCCAAGCCAGUAACUGCAACGACUGAUUUCGAUUUCAUGGGCUUCUUUUCCAUAAGGGGGAAGAGCAACAACGGUCGCCACGUUGAGGACAGUGAUCAACAUUUGAAUUGUCUGAAAGAAGAAACGGUUGCUUGAAGGAGACCAACAAUAAACCAGCGCCAAGUAAAUUUUCUGGAUUUUGUUGCCAAAGACGAGUAACUUGCAAUUUGCAAUAGCAAAGACCAUCGACAUAACUUAGGGUCAGAAGAGGGGAAAGCUCUAAAUCGGAGAGAGAGAUUCCUUAGACCCAAACAUUCCUCGGAGAUGAAGUCCUCGUGAAUUGAAAGAUUUUCUCGUGGAGGAUGAGGAAAACAGCGAUGAAAAACUAGGGACCGUGCAUGGAUCUGAAACAUGAUCCAGGAAUGUUAACCUGGUCGGGGUCUUCGUUGGUUUUAGGCUGCAACGGAAAGAUUCGAGCUUGAAAGAGACACUGGAAGGAAGGAAAACACUUGAGCAAGAGUAGCGAGGAAGACGAAGGUGAAAAGGCGCGGUUUUUGGCACAGUAUAUGGGGUAAUAUUAUUCAAAGGACGAGACGGUUCGCAGGACGUGCGAUGUCGUGGACACGUGGUGACUUUCUAAAGGGGGAAAAACGAAAACCUCAUGUGCGCUGAUGCCCGUCUCUGCAAAUUGUUGGAAGCAAUGAUGUUCCUUUUUAAAUAUUUUAUAGAAUUGAAAAAUCAAUAAAAAUUAUGCAAUCCUUGGUAAAGGACAUUGGGAGAAUCGAUGACUCCAAAAUAUGAUUAUCGCUUUAGGGCGAAGGAUGAUAAAAAAAGAUCAUGACUUGACAACAUAGCUUCUGUAAAUUUUGCCAAGUGCUCGACGUGGAAAGGAAGGGAAUGUUUGAAUUAUGAAUUUCUAGUGGAGGCUUCUUUCCAGGUGGCAUUUUUCCACGCGGCAUUGGAAGUUAUAACUUUCAUGAUCAAUGUAAGAAGAGCGUAAUAUGUCCUGGAGAAUGUAUAGCGGUGAUGGUAUUUAGAGUAACAACUGCUUGUUUGAAAUCAUGGUUAGUGGCCUAUAAAUACCGACGGCCUAUCGUAAAAAAGGACAAGCCGCGCUUUUUA
Messenger RNA from Eucalyptus grandis, 2225 nucleotides. RefSeq names its product two-component response regulator ARR6. The coding region runs from base 474 to 1259 and encodes 261 amino acids. The transcript is spliced from 5 exons. Gene Ontology annotation, biological process: cytokinin-activated signaling pathway; phosphorelay signal transduction system. Lineage: Eukaryota; Viridiplantae; Streptophyta; Magnoliopsida; Myrtales; Myrtaceae. The record is from RefSeq and is a predicted model, not a curated record.